Molecule: messenger RNA, 3313 nt
Organism: Corticium candelabrum
Lineage: Eukaryota; Metazoa; Porifera; Homoscleromorpha; Homosclerophorida; Plakinidae
Exons: 15
Coding region: 240-3110 (956 amino acids)
Biological process (GO): protein localization to ciliary inversin compartment
Cellular component (GO): ciliary inversin compartment
Molecular function (GO): protein binding
Source: RefSeq, a predicted model, not a curated record
GGGCGGCCUGUACUGUUGGAUGCUUGUUCACUUGGCUCCUAUUCUGUAUGUAAGCUGCUAGUGAAGAGAGGGGCACAUGUGAACAAAACUAAUCUUAUGGGUAGGACUGCUCUAAUGAGGGUAGCAAUGAAUGGUGAUGAUGAAAUGGUCGACUUCCUUUUAUCAUCAAAUGCUGAUGCUGGAAUGAAGGAUAUGGAUGGUAGCACUGCAGUUGAUUAUGCUAUGCACAUAGAGGUCACAUGUCAACAGCUGGUCGUUUGGUGUUGGCAACUCAAAGAGUUGAAGAUGUUACAGUUAAGCAUCGGCUUCCUGUGUUGCAUUGGGCAUGUAAGAACAAGAGAGAUGAUGUGAUAAAAACAAUUGUUAAGCUGGGAACAGAAAUGAAGGAUGACUGGGGACGAACUUUACUUCACUAUGCUGCUCAGUUUGACAGUCGUGAUGUGGUUGAGCUUCUCUUGGCCAACAAGGCAGAUGCUGAUGCUUCAGACAAGGAUGGUGUCAAGCCUUUUGAUUUUGCCUUCAAUAAUGGUCACAUGUCAAUUGUUGGUCAGUUGUUUUCAUUAAUGCAGUCAGUUGAACAUCUUGUUCUUGAGGAUGUGUGUAAGCUGCUGGAGUGGGCAUGUAGGAAUAAAGAAAUGGAUGUUGCAAGGAAGAUUGCAGAGAAGUUUUGUCAAUCAGUGGAGAAGGAGUCUGGUCGCACUUUACUUCACUUUGCUGCUCAACUUGGUCAUCGUGAUGCAGUCAACUAUCUGUUGGAGAAGAAGGCAGAUGCAGAUGCUACAGAUAAGUAUGGUGUCAAGCCUUUUGAUUUUGCCGUCAAAAAUGGUCACAAGUCAAUUGCUGUUCAGUUAGUUUCAUUAAUGCAGUCAGUUGAACAUCUUGUACUUGAAAAUGUGUGGAAGCUGCUGCAUUGGGCAUGUAGGGAUGAAGAAGUGGAUGUUGCAAGGAAGAUUGCAGAGAAGUUUUGUCAAUCAGUAGACGAGGAGUCUGGUCGCACUUUACUUCACUUUGCUGCUGAACUUGGUCAUCGUGGUGCAGUCAACUAUCUGUUGGAGAAGAAGGCAGAUGCAGAUGCUAAAGAUAAGGAUGGUAAGAGACCAUAUCAACUGGCUGAUGGUGAACUGAGAAGACGACUGAGGAAAGCAAUAGAUAAACAGAAGUAUGCUGUUCUGUUUGCUGAGGGCACAGUGAGACCAGAAAUCAUCAAGUUGUGUUUCAUCGGUUCAGAAGGAGCAGGAAAGACGACACUGAUGGAGGCUCUCAAACGAGGAUGGUUAGAGUGGGUUUUUACAAGUGAGAAUCAAGCAGACGACCCGGAUUGUGAAGAGGAACGCACGAUUGGUAUCAACGUGAUGACAGCCUAUAUUUCAGGAGUGGGUCGUGUUUCACUGUGGGACCAUGCAGGUCAAAAGCAGUUCCACAAAACCCACGGCCUCUUCUUCUCUCCAUCCAACUCGUUGUUCAUCUUGCUAGUGAGUCUAGUGAGAGGAAAGGAGAGACGACUGUGCAGUGUUGAGGAGUUGCGAGAUGAGCUUCAGUACUGGCUCUCAUUUCUCAGAUCCAGUUUGGAUGGAGAGUUUAUACCCACAGUGUUGAUAAUGGCCAGUCGAGGAGAUUAUUAUCGUGAUAGUCAGCGUGUGUUGCAGUACGUGGUCGAUUACAUUCGUGAGCUGUUCAAAGGCAAGAUCAACAUCAUUCAAGAAUGUUUGGUUAUCGACUGCAGGAGGAGUUCAUCUCCUGAAAUGAGAAAACUGAGGAGAGUGUUGCGUGGUGUGAAGCAGCAGCUACAGCAAUCUGCUCUUCUGUAUCCUCGUCUUUGUCAGCCAGUCGUGUCCAAGUUGCUUCCUUCUCUUCGUAAGAAACAAGAAGAUCCAUUCAUGGAGACGGCAACACUCAUGGAGAAGAUCGAGCAGGAAGCAUGUCCAGGACAAGAGAAGAAGGUUGUAGAGAAGGUAGUUGGUUUUCUGGAUGAAUCAGGAGAGAUUGCUGUUGUUGGUGAUGUGGCUGCUCUCAAUCCUGCUUGUCUACAUCAAUAUGCCAUCGGUCCUAUUGUUGCUUCCAAGGAUUUCAAGUGGCAUGUCAAGUCAGAGAGAAAUGAUGGCACAGUAACAAAAGAAGAAGCAAAAACGGCAAUCGAUCAUUACUUGAGAGAUCACAAGAUUGCUGUUCAACUCAACACAGAUAAAGUUCUCGCUAUCAACAAAUCUCUUGGUAUCUGCUUCAAAGUGGAAGGCAGCAACGACACGUACAUGUUUCCAGCUCUCUUGCCUCCUAAGGAUCUGUCUGUCAUGUGGAAGAAAGAUGAGAGUAAGAAAGUGUAUGUCGGUCGACGUCAAGUGUGCAGAAGUCAGACGACCAUCUUCAGUCCAUCUACAUUCUGCAUGUUUCAAUCUACAGUUUGCAUUACUUUGGAUCGAAAGGCAAGGCUGUGGAGGGAUGGACUGAUCUUAUCACAAGGCAAUACAGUUCAUAAUCUCAUUGAGUGUUUGGUGGCCAUGAUAGAUCCUGUUCGUUCUGUCGACUUUGUGUGUCGUGGAGGCAAUCAAACAGAAGCAGAAUGUGUUUCACUGCUGGACACUGUCAUGUCUCUUUGGAGAGAUACGUUAGACAGGUAUAGUCCGGGCACUGAAUAUCAGACUGAAUAUCUGAGCAGAAAGCAUUUAGAGGAACACAAAGAACUGAAACAAGUCCCUACCUACUCUCAGAAGGAGAUCGAUGAAGCAAAAGCAAAGGAAGAAGGAGCACAUGCUGCUGUCAAACAAGUAGUUGGUGAUGAGCUGAUGGUAGAAAGUCUUGGCGACCUGCUGGUUGUUCAACCCAUCAGUCAAUCAGCUCCAGUUUCAUCCAGUGCAGUCUUCAAUGCUGUUAUUGGGUGUGGUUCAUGUCAAUGGUAUUCAUUUGGACUAAAACUAGACUUUAAUCAUGAUCAGAUUGAAGCUUUGUGUCAUGACAAAGUGACUCCUGCUGAUAAAUUGUCUGCAAUCAUCCAAGUAAAGACCAAACAAGUUGGUGAUGUGAAGAAGACGGAUGAUCUGCUGCUGGAGGCAUGUAGACAUUUACCAGAUCCAAUUGAUGGUGCAGUGAAGGAGAAGCUUGGAAUUUAUCAUUAGUCACGUGACUGUAGAAACUAAGCUUGAUAUAUCUAUAGACAGAAUUUAUUAGCAAAAUUACUGUUUUCAAGUGUCACAUUCUGUUUAAAAUAGCAGCAUAUUUGGGCAUGUAGUACCUAGUAAUGAUGGGACUAGCUAAUGCACAUGUACUUAAGGAUUAUUGGCACCCUUAAAACUGAAAACAUUAAAUUCAAGAAACAUUG